AUGCCCGGCCGAGCACGGGAGAGCGUCGCGGGAGCCGUGGCAGAGCGCGGGGUAGAGCGCCCGAGCAGCGGACUGCGGUUUGGACUGAUGGUGGGGAUUGGAGGCAGAAUCCCUAACCUACCAAAAGGUCUGGACAUCCGUCUCGGAGACGUGGUGAUCAGCCAGCCUAACAGAACGUUCGGAGGAGUGGUUCAGUACGAUUUGAAGGAGAAUGUGGGAAAGGAGCGAUUUGAACGUAAAGGAUUUUUGAAAUCACUACCGACUAUACUGCUGGCUGCACUUUCCACUCGCGGGCGGAACAUGAUCUCGACGACAGCAUGGUUCCCGAUAUACAGGCGGACAUCGUCACGGAACAUCCUAAUUUAG
Exophiala xenobiotica is the source of this 366-nucleotide messenger RNA. RefSeq lists its product as uncharacterized. Gene Ontology annotation, molecular function: catalytic activity. Lineage: Eukaryota; Fungi; Ascomycota; Eurotiomycetes; Chaetothyriales; Herpotrichiellaceae. Gene Ontology annotation, biological process: nucleoside metabolic process. The coding region runs from base 1 to 366 and encodes 121 amino acids. The transcript has a single exon. The record is from RefSeq and is a predicted model, not a curated record.